Molecule: messenger RNA, 534 nt
Organism: Capsella rubella
Lineage: Eukaryota; Viridiplantae; Streptophyta; Magnoliopsida; Brassicales; Brassicaceae
Product: UDP-glycosyltransferase 72D1
Exons: 1
Coding region: 1-534 (177 amino acids)
Source: RefSeq, a predicted model, not a curated record
AUGGACCAGCAGCCUCAUGCAGUUCUAGUCGCUAGCCCUGGCUUGGGCCACCUUAUCCCUGUCCUCAAACUCGGAAACCGUCUCUCCUCUGUCCUCAACGUCCACGUGACCGUUCUUGCAAUCACCUCCGGCUCCUCUUCCCUGGCAGAAACCGAGACGAUACAUGCAGCUGCGGCUAGAGGGAACUGUGAAGUUAUAGAAUUACCCUCGGUCGAUAUAGACCACCUAUUGGAGCCAGAUGCGACAGUGGUCACUAGAAUAGCGGCGAAGAUGCGAGUCAUGAAGUCAGCAGUUUGGGAUGCUGUGAAAUCAAUGAAGCGAAAACCAACGGUCUUGAUCGUUGAUUUGUUUGGUACGGGGCUGUUGUCCAUAGGCGAUGUUGGUGUGAUGAAAAAGUAUGUGUACAUUCCAUCGCAUGCGUGGUUCUUGGCAUUAAUGGUCUACUUGCCGGUGUUGGAUAAGGUAGUGCAUGGUGAGUAUGUUGAAAUUAAGGAGCCUAUGAAAAUACCAAGUUGUAAACCUGUCGGGAAAUAA